Colletotrichum fioriniae is the source of this 975-nucleotide messenger RNA. RefSeq lists its product as uncharacterized. NCBI's taxonomy places the organism in Eukaryota, Fungi, Ascomycota, Sordariomycetes, Glomerellales, Glomerellaceae. The record is from RefSeq and is a predicted model, not a curated record. Gene Ontology annotation, molecular function: glycine transmembrane transporter activity. Gene Ontology annotation, cellular component: mitochondrion; mitochondrial inner membrane. Gene Ontology annotation, biological process: glycine import into mitochondrion.
AUGUCUCAACAGGCGACUCCGGGCCGCAUAAAAUCAUCUCGGCAUUUCAUUGCUGGACUGGGUUCCGGUGUUGCAUCGGCGGUGCUGCUGCAACCGCUUGACCUACUCAAGACUCGUGUUCAACAAUCUGGCCACCGGUCACUGACGUCGUAUCUCAGGGAGGUUGCCGCUACCCCCAACAAGAUCCAGACGCUCUGGCGCGGUACAAUCCCAUCAGCCCUUAGGACCGGCUUCGGUUCGGCCCUCUACUUCACAUCCCUCAACUCCAUCCGCCAGCAUGUAGCCCAGUCGCGCUUAUUGAGCCAAGCCGCUGGCAACAGAGCAGCACACUCGUCCUCACUACCGACGUUAACCCCAUCGGCCAACCUGGUCGCCGGCGCCGUCGCCAGGACGUUUGCCGGCUUUGUCCUCAUGCCGUUGACCGUCAUCAAGGUUCGAUAUGAAUCCAAUUUGUAUUCCUACAAAUCCCUGCUCGGUGCGUCUUCCGACAUCUACAGGACACAUGGUCCGCGAGGCUUCUUUGCUGGCUUCGGUGCUACCGCCGUCCGUGAUGCACCGUAUGCGGGCAUGUAUGUGUUGUUCUAUGAGCUGCUCAAGAAGCAGCUCAGCAGUCUGUCUACUCGAAAAGACAGCAACCCGAAUCGCCCCAUCGCCAUUACAACAUCACAUGCAACGCUAGUCAAUUUCAGCUCUGCAGUCAUGGCGGGUGGAGCGUGCUCCGUUAUCUCGAAUCCUUUCGAUGCUAUCAAAACUAGGAUUCAACUACAGCCGGCUGUCUACAGGAACAUGUAUCAGGCUUGCCACAAGAUGAUUUCGGAAGAAGGCGUUCGGUCACUUAUGGAUGGUGUUGCGCUCCGCAUGAGCAGAAAAGCAAUGAGUUCAGCCUUGGCCUGGACUGUAUAUGAAGAAUUGAUGAGAAGAGCUGAACGUACUUGGUCCUCAAACUUGACGACGACAACGACAGCGGAGCCGUAG